Messenger RNA from Penicillium psychrosexuale, 1872 nucleotides. Its product is annotated as Zn(II)2Cys6 transcription factor. The coding region runs from base 1 to 1872 and encodes 623 amino acids. The transcript has 5 exons. Gene Ontology annotation, biological process: positive regulation of transcription by RNA polymerase II; DNA-templated transcription. NCBI's taxonomy places the organism in Eukaryota, Fungi, Ascomycota, Eurotiomycetes, Eurotiales, Aspergillaceae. The record is from RefSeq and is a predicted model, not a curated record. Gene Ontology annotation, molecular function: zinc ion binding; sequence-specific DNA binding; DNA-binding transcription factor activity, RNA polymerase II-specific.
AUGACAGUCUGUCUCGUGGAAGAUCCAGUAACGAGAGCAUAUCGGCCGCGAAACUACAUUGAAAUCUUAGAGAAACGGGUGACAUUUCUCGAGAGUCUUCUGAGGCAAUGUCGUCCAGAUCUUGCCAAUAGCGACCCGCUCAGACAAUAUACACUUCCACCAGAAGUUCAGCCAAAUUCAGUUCCCCUAGCUCAACACAUUGAAACACCCGAUCAACGGCACGGUGAUCAAUCAACCUCAUCCAGAGCCAAAAGUGAUGUCGAGGAAGAUGACGGUGUUGACAAGCUGUCAUCAAAGGUCGGCCUACUAAGUCUCAAUGCAGCUGGAGCGGAGCCUCAAUAUUUGGGGUCAUCUUCGAUUUUUGCUUUCUCACGCCUGAUCAAUUCAUCCCUUCGCCAAGUGGUUUCCUCUGACUUUCCGACGGCUAACGUGCUUGAUUGGACUGAGAACCGCUCUUCCGUGCUACCAUCACCGUGCUUAUUGCCCUCCUACGAAUCGGCUGUCAAACUUAGCGACAUUUAUUUUCAGAAUGUUAAUACACAUUACCCCUUCUUACAUGAGCCGACCUUUAGGGCGUGGGAGUCGAUGCUACUGAACGAGUCGACGGAAUUGGGAAUUCUUCUCCCCAAUUCUGUCUCGCUGUUUUUCUUGAAUAUGGUGUAUGCUGUUGGCGCUUUGCUUUUACCCAGUCUCGGAUUCUCAGCAGAGCGUUUAUACACGUCAGCACUAAUGUAUAUCGAUGAUAUCCUGGCCUAUGAUAAUCUAGAAGCUAUACAAGCCAUCCUGUGCUGCGCAAUUUACUCACUUAGGUCAUCCACUGGCACUUCGCACUGGAAACUCGCUGGUCUAGCACUCCGUCAGUGUAUUGAUCUGGGUUAUCACCGGAAUACAAAGCACCUUGCAGCGCCUAAAGAUCUACUUCAGGUAGAGCUACGUAAGAGGGUAUUCUGGUGUGCCUAUGUGAUUGAAACUCAAGCUGCCGUCAUGCUGGGCCGACCUCUUGGUAUCCCUUACCAGGAGGUCGAUGUUGAAUAUCCGAUUGACAUCGAUGAUUCAUGCAUAAAUGAAACUGGUCUUGUUGGCACGCCACGGAGCUCCCCGACUGACGCACCAACCAAUAUGACGAGAGCGAUUCAUACAUUUCGAAUUCGACGUCUUUUGAAUCGAAUUCACACCUAUAUUUACUCAAAAGCCGACCCACGCUACUCAAGAAAGCACGACCAACAGACCGAUGUGAAUAAUAUCCGUGCCGAGAUCGAGAAGUGGCGCUCUGAAAUUCCACCCACAGCUUUUCACGCCGGUGAGGAGCUUGUCUUGUUUACGACUGCAGAUUGGUAUGAUCUGGAAUACAACUACACGAUCUUACAGCUUUACCGAGCCCAAAUCGUCGAUCACCGCGUGGAGACUACAGAUGAGGUUUUCCUUGAUUGUCUGGGCGCUGCAGAGAACAUUUGCCGAAGCUAUCGUCAUCACUUUUUAGGAAAGCCAACGAGAUGUACCUGGGCAGCACUUCACGAGCUUUUCCUUGCAGGAUUGACAUAUCUUCACUGCCUUUGGACAUCACCUGCCGCACGACAGGCAGCUGGCCAUGGGCAAGCAAACAGCACAUGCAAUGACUGCACAAUUGCUUUAGUGGUCAUGGCCGAACGAUGGGAUGUUGCUGCACCCUUCCGUGAGAUAUUUGUGGCGCUCGCUAGCCGAACAAUGUUGAUGAUGAGUGAUAAGGCGGAUGAAAAUGUAUCUAAAAACGUGGCUUCGGCUGAUUCCGGUAAUUGGGCUGAAGAGGACUUGACGGAGUGGAUGAGAAUUGUGGCCGAUGCCGGUGUGCUUGAGGGCUUUAACGGACUUUUGACUGGUUUACCCAGCGAAUGA